This is a messenger RNA of Salmo salar (Atlantic salmon), 2114 nucleotides long. RefSeq names its product apoptosis-associated speck-like protein containing a CARD. The record is from RefSeq and is a predicted model, not a curated record. Lineage: Eukaryota; Metazoa; Chordata; Actinopteri; Salmoniformes; Salmonidae. Gene Ontology annotation, biological process: innate immune response; regulation of apoptotic process; inflammatory response.
UGAAGUAGCAUAUCUUGAAGAGAAACAGUCAGUAGCCUAUAGACAACAUAUAAUAGAAUAUACGUAUCUUAAUCUCACGAAACCUAGUGUAAAUUACCGUUUGGCAUAAAAAAUGCCGAAAACCGUUGGCGAUACAUUAAUUGGUGUCCUUGAUGACUUGGGAAUGACUAAACUGAAGGGGUUCAGACAAAAACUCUGUGAACGCAAGCAGGAGCCAAAAAUUCGCAGGGGCAAUGUUGAAAAUUUGGACCCAAUAGAUUUGGCAGACCUUCUGACUCGUACUUUCACUGAAGACGGGGCUUUGGAUGUGGCUAUAGAGGUAUUGAGGGCAAUUGACUGCCAUGAUGGCGCAAAGGAACUGACGGAUUUCAAGAAAGCUUAUUUUACAGCUCAAGAAUCUUGGGUAACAUCGGGUGCUGCUAAGGGAAGUGCACCUGGACCAAAUAACAUGAUCAAAGACAAACACUUUGUGGACCAUCAUCGGACGGCCCUGAUCGACAGAGUGAGCCAGGUGGCACCCAUCUUGGAUAGGCUCCUGGAGAGGGGAGUCAUCACCGUAAAUGCCUACAGUGACGUGAGGGCUGAAAGAACCAAUCAGAACGGGAUGAGGGAGCUCUUAGAUGUCCAUCUGAAAGCAUCUGGGUCCAAAGGCAAAGAUGUGUUCUUAGAUAUCCUGAUGGAACAGGAGCCAUACCUAAUCAGUGAACUGAAGGGGGAAAAAUGGAGAUAGGGGCCACUUGAUUUCUUUUUUUAGGGCAAGGGACAAACAUUUGAUGAUAAUAAUGCACUCUGUUUUUCAGUAUAUUUUUACACUGGAAAAAUGAAUUCUCUCCAAAGUUUGCAAAAAAUGAAAACCAAUUAUAUUGACCCGCUGUUUUUUUCUUUUCAUGAGCAAAUACUGUGUCGUGAAUUCUAAUCAUCUAGCUGUUUGGAACUCAACAAUAGAAAACAUACGAAUACGUGUAGUAACAUUGUAUUAUGUAGCCUAUACAAAUGAGUGCAUCUGUGCUUUGGCUACGUAGUUUCUUAAACAUAAACAAUUCGAGUUUCCAUUGGACACAUUCAGGUAUGCCCCUCCAUUUUGUUCUGUCUGCUUUUGUUUGCAUCAGUUUCUUCUGUUUGGUUUCGUUUGGUUCCUCGUUAGUGAAUACAUGCUACCAUCCAUAUAUGGCUGCCUAUAGAAGUAGGUGGGACAAUCAUCUUGCAAAUGCCGCGUUCACGUGCUAAUCGGAACUAGGAAACUGACAUUUCCGACAAGCUAACUGGUUGUAGUUAUUCACAUUCCGCGUUCAACCAGUUAGCAAGUUGGAAAUGUCAGUUUCCUAGUUUUGACUAGCACGUGAACGUGGCAUUAGCCUGUUUUUAAAUGUUCCAAAGUAUUCUUCCUUUCACAACAUGUUUUCUUAGUUUGCUUGUGUGCCAAUGCUUUGUUUGAACAAAACAAAUGAACAUAGAGUACCACAGUAUGAGUCAUAAUACCCAUAAAACCUAAUGGUCAAACAGGGAAAUGGUUCCAAUUGUUUUUCCACCAUUCACUUUUCCCAUAGAGGAUUUUAGAAAGACUUAAAAUAAGGGGUGUAUUUCAUAUACGCUUACCCUGGCGUGAUGUUUUGAUAACCGUGUAAAUCUCUCUAGGACAAGAUGACUUUUAUCAAUAUAUUUGCCUGUAUUUACCCCCCCCCCAACCGCCCCGCCCAAAAUGAAAUGCUAAUUAGCUGCUAAUAUGGCUAUCAUAAAGAACUGCAAAUGCCAUAACGAUCUGAACAAGACCGCUGAAUUGAGGCAAAAGGAAAAUUUUUAGCUAAAUGUAGUAAUGAAUAAAUUGGCCAAAAUUUUUUUAAUUGACAAUUCUGUGAACUGUCUUGUGCAUUUUCAAAACAAAGAGUAUAUAUAGAGCCAAAUAUAGCCGUGGGCAGUAGUGGUGCUAAGAAAAUAAAUAAUGAUAAUACUUUUUUUUCUUUAACCUUUAUUUAACUAGGCAAGUCAGUUAAGAAAUAUUAUUUUCAAUGACGGCCUUGGAACAGUGGGUUAACUGCCUUGUUCAGGGGCAGAAUGAAAGAUUUUUACCUUGUCAGCUUGGGGAUUUGAUCUUGCAACCUUCCGGUUACUAGUCC